CGUUCUCAACUGGUACAUGCAGCCAGAGGGCGAAUCGGAGAUAGAACAGGUGAUCAGCAUGACCGACACUUAUGAUCCAAUAGUCUAUGGAAGAUUCGCCGGUAGAGCCGAAUUGCUCGGUGUCCAAGCAGAUAUGCAUAUUACGCGGCUGGAACUGUCCGAUGCGGGAGUGUAUACGUGUGAGGUGUACUUCUAUGCAGACAAAGAGACGGGGUCGGGGAAUACUAACUUGCACAUCAGUCAGUUAGUAGACCAAAUCUCAAUCCUUGGGUACGGGGAGACCCGAGAUCGCGGGGAAAGUUCAUAUUACUUUCCCCCGGGUGAACCAAACUCACUUCAAUGUGAAGCUACAAUGGGCAAACCGGCAGCAAAGUUACAUUGGUACAAGGGUUUGAAUGAAGUGCAGCAACACGGCGAAACAAUUGAAGAAAAUGUAGAUGGUACCUUCAACACAAUCAGCUUGCUACAGUUUACACCAGAGGAUUCCGAUCAUGGCGAAGUGCUAAAAUGCGAAUCUGACCAGCAACCGGAUUUAGACCUGACAAAAGCAGCAACGAUAAUGAUAAACACAAAUGGCGCUGUUACGUCAGCAAUAAGUGUCACUCUCUUGGCGUUUUCUCUCAUGGUGGGACAUCUAACGAGUUGAUUUUGGCACCGAGUGGACGGCGAGGCACGCGAGAAAUUCUGAUCCAGAUUUACCCCAUAUAUCUGAACGACAUGAAUGGACACUCUCCUUGUUAAUUUACAUAGUGAAGUCUUCAAAUAAUUUACAAUUGUUGACAAUGUAGUAUGAACAAAUCAGAAAAUUGGAAUUACAGGUCUAAGUACACAGAAAACAAUUCACAGUAAUAACAAUUCAAAUAAACGACUACUGUUUAGCCCAUGGAGAGAGAUAGUUAUAAGGAACACCGUUGGUGAUACCGUCAGUUGUAUGGAUACAGACAAGAAGACGUAUGAGAACAUUCUUCUGUACACGUCUCAUCCACCAUAUAUCAAUAUCUAAGAAACCAUUAUUGUCAGCAAGUUCAAGUAUUGUCUCCGAGAAAAAUGAGGCAAUCAUGAUAGUGUGGUAUGGUUAAUCAUCAAAAACUUCAGGGGGAUGAUAAAUAUUGAUAAAGAACAAAAACAUAUGUACAUGCACAUCUGUACAAUCUCAAGAAAUAAAGCAUUCGUGGAAUAAUGUCAUAUUAAAAAAAGUCUACUUUUGCACAUUUUUUCUCAUAAUGCCCCCGGUGUUUUUAAAGGUUAGCUCUUAUUUAUUUGUCACUGUUUCCGGUUUACUCGCUUCCGUAUGUACGUGAUGAGCGAUGACGUCAUCAUGUUCCCUGGAUUACAUAUAAA
Molecule: messenger RNA, 1341 nt
Organism: Saccoglossus kowalevskii
Lineage: Eukaryota; Metazoa; Hemichordata; Enteropneusta; Harrimaniidae
Product: cell adhesion molecule 3-like
Source: RefSeq, a predicted model, not a curated record